AUGCGUGGUGCAAUUGUCUUCAGCGGCUCCUCCCACCCGACCUUGGUCGAUGGCAUCUGCGACCGUCUGGGCAUGAAGCGGGGCACCGCGCAGCUUAGCAAGUUUGCGAAUGGCGAGACCUCAGUGCACAUCCACACCUCGGUGCGAGACAAGGAUGUCUUCAUCGUGCAGAGCGGGAGCCCCAAGAUCAAUGAUGCGGUUAUGGAGCUGCUGAUUAUGGUUUCGGCCUGCAAAGGCGGUUCUGCAAAAUCUAUUACUGCUGUCAUGCCCUACUUCCCCUACGCCCGCCAGUCGAAGAAGAAGUCGCACCGCGGCGCCAUUACCGCCCGCAUGGUUGCGAACCUACUCAACAUCGCUGGCGUGAACCACGUCAUAACCAUUGACCUCCACGCGUCGCAGAUGCAGGGCUUCUUCAAGUGUCCUGUCGACAACCUCAUCGCCGAGCCGCUUCUUGCCCGCUGGAUCCGUGUCAACGUGCCGAAUUGGAGAGAUGCCGUGGUGGUCAGCAAGAACCCGGGAGGCACCAAGCGUGUCACAUCGCUGGCCGACGCACUGAAGCUCAGCUUCGGCAUAGUCACAACGGACAGGCGGCGAGCUGCUACGUCGGUGCCUUGGAACGAGAGCGCCAUGUUUGAGCAAUUGCGCUUGGAUGGCACAUACGAGACGCCGGAGCUCAUUGCUGCCGCUUUGGACGCAGAUGCACAGAUAAUACCUGCUCCUAGUCAGUCCCACAACUCGGCGGCAGACGCGGGCAAGCCGAAGCUGCGGUCGCGGGCCCCGUCAAAUCCACUAGAGCGCCGAGUGAACGGGACUGCCAACCUACAGAGCCCGCUAUCGAAGUCUAUGCGAGCAGCCUCUAUCGUCAGCACAAAGGAGGAGGAGAACCUUCCUAAACCAGACGAGAAGUCGGAGCAGCCAUUGACGGAAGAGAACAGCGACGAAGUAGAGGCAGACGAAUACACUGACGAGCGCGCGCGAGACGUUACCCACGGCCGGCUUGUGCGGGGACACAUCGUGGAAGAUACUCACCCUUCACCAUCCAUGUCCGCAGUAUCGCACAACUCGUGGCGGCAACGCGCCCCAUCCGACGGCGAUGACGCAGAUGUCCCUCCGCACAUGAUGUCGUCGUUCAUGUCCACGGCGUCACACUCUGAGCAUGCUCAUGCGCAUGCCUUGGGAGGCACAAUGGAUGCGGCUGCGUCUUCUGAAGACGAAGAGGAGGAUCUUAGGAACCCUGAUCUCGAGACCAUGGUCACCCUGGUUGGAAACGUGAAAGACCGACCCGUCUUCAUCGUAGACGAUAUGCUCGAUAAGUCAGCAUCGUGGAUCGCGGCUGCAGAAACGGUGGUCAAGCGCGGCGGUGCUACCAAGGUAUACUGCAUGGCCACGCACGGCAUCUUCGGCGGCGACGCCCUCGAAGAGCUGGUGGCGUGCGAGUGUAUCACUAAAAUCGUCGUGACCAACGCGUUCCCCAUCCCGGCUGAGCAGCAGGCUCAGGCCCGCGACAAGCUCGUCAUCCUCCCUGUGGAUAACCUGCUCGCUGAAGCGAUCCGCCGCAACCACCACGGCGAGAGCAUCUCGCAACUCUUCAUGCAUUACGACUAA
Molecule: messenger RNA, 1605 nt
Organism: Paraphaeosphaeria sporulosa
Lineage: Eukaryota; Fungi; Ascomycota; Dothideomycetes; Pleosporales; Didymosphaeriaceae
Product: phosphoribosyl pyrophosphokinase
Exons: 5
Coding region: 1-1605 (534 amino acids)
Biological process (GO): purine nucleotide biosynthetic process; ribonucleoside monophosphate biosynthetic process; 5-phosphoribose 1-diphosphate biosynthetic process
Cellular component (GO): cytoplasm; ribose phosphate diphosphokinase complex
Molecular function (GO): magnesium ion binding; ribose phosphate diphosphokinase activity
Source: RefSeq, a predicted model, not a curated record